UCCGUCCGCAGUGGCAGCCUCCCGUUCAUUGUGUUCUGGCUGCGAUGUGGCGCUGGCGGUCUCUCGCCGCCGGCGGAGGCUCCUGGAGGAGCGACACGGGGGUGACCGGGCACGGCGGUCAGAGACGCAGAGGGAGCGCGGUGGUGGUCCUGAGGCGGUCCGGGGAGAAGGGCGGAGGGACAGCCGAGGAGGUGCGGGUCGUGGUCCCUUCUGGAGGACGCUGCCCGAAUGCCCCGAACUUCCUGGAAUGCAGGUGUGUAGACCCUUCUAGCCUGAGGAGUCCUAAGGGUGCAAAACUCCACACCUGCCUCCACAGCACUUUGCCUGUCCCUAAGAGGGCUCAUCAGAGAAGAAAGAAUGGCUGUCAGCCACCUGCCAGCCAUGGUCCAGGAAUCGGUGACCUUCAAGGAUGUGGCUGUGCUCUUCACUCAGGAAGAGUGGGGGCAGCUGAGCCCAGCCCAGAGGGCCUUGUACAGGGAUGUGAUGCUGGAGAACUACAGGAACCUGGUCUCACUGGGGCUCUUAGGACCCAAACCAGAUAUAUUUUCCCAGCUGGAAAAAAGGGAAGAGUGGAUGCCAGAGGACCCCUCUGGAGGCUUCUGUCUUGACUGGAUGGCUGUGCCUGUCCGUAAGAAGUCUACUCUCAAGGCAGAGAUUCCCGAAGAAGAAUUGGAUCAAUGGACAAUAAACGAAAGAUUGGGUAGCAGUAGUUACUGGAAAUGUGCUAGUCUGUUGGAGUGGCAGUGUGGAGGCCAGAGCAUCAGUUUGCAGCGAGCAGCACUCACUCACCCAAACACCCGCGCUGGGAUCGGUGAACAGGAAUGUGAUGGUUCCGGGAGCAUUAGGAGCUCAUCUCUUCACAGUGCUCAAAGCCAGGGACUUCAACCCAGCAAAAAAGCCUUUGAGUGUAGUGAGUGUGGAAAAGUCUUCUCUAAGAGUUCAACUCUUAAUAAACAUCAGAAAAUUCAUACUGAAAAAACAACAAGUCAGAAAAUUCAUAUUAAAGAGAAAAGAUAUGAAUGUAGAGAAUGUGGGAAAGCCUUUCACCAGAGUACGCACCUUAUCCAUCACCAAAGAAUUCACACUGGUGAGAAACCCUAUGAGUGUAAGGAAUGUGGCAAGGCCUUCUCAGUGAGCUCCUCACUUACCUACCAUCAGAAAAUUCAUACCGGAGAGAAGCCUUUUGAGUGCAAUUUAUGUGGAAAAGCUUUUAUCCGCAAUAUACACCUUGCCCAUCAUCAUAGAAUACAUACUGGAGAGAAACCUUUUAAAUGUAACAUUUGUGAAAAAGCCUUUGUGUGCAGGGCACAUCUUACCAAACACCAGAAUAUCCACAGUGGAGAGAAACCGUAUAAAUGUAAUGAAUGUGGGAAAGCCUUUAAUCAGAGUACGAGUUUUCUUCAGCAUCAGAGAAUUCACACUGGAGAGAAACCCUUUGAAUGUAACGAAUGUGGGAAGGCCUUCAGGGUAAACUCUUCCCUUACUGAACAUCAGAGAAUUCAUACUGGAGAGAAACCUUAUAAAUGUAAUGAAUGUGGGAAAGCUUUCAGGGAUAAUUCAUCCUUUGCACGGCAUCGGAAAAUUCACACUGGAGAGAAACCUUACAGAUGUGGUUUGUGUGAGAAAGCCUUCAGGGACCAGUCAGCACUAGCCCAACAUCAGAGAAUACAUACUGGGGAAAAACCUUAUACAUGUAAUAUAUGUGAAAAAGCCUUCAGUGACCAUUCAGCCCUUACCCAACAUAAGAGAAUUCAUACUAGAGAAAAACCUUACAAAUGUAAAAUCUGUGGGAAGGCCUUUAUCCGAAGCACCCACCUUACUCAGCAUCAGAGGAUUCACACAGGAGAGAAGCCCUAUAAAUGUAAUAAAUGUGGGAAAGCUUUUAACCAGACUGCAAAUCUCAUUCAGCAUCAGAGACAUCAUAUUGGAGAAAAGUGAUACGAAUGUAGUUUGUAUGGAAGACCUUUGAGACUGAGUAAAUUAAUUAUUGAAUGUAAGAUAAUCCAUUCUAGAGAAUAACUAUGAAAGCUUGCAUCAAGAUAGUCACUUUAUUUACCGAGGGUCAAGUUUGACAGUGUCAUGGGGUUUGGGCAUUUAAGAAUGGCAAACACUCCUCAUUCUUUAAUACUGCCUCAAGUAGCAGUAGUGUUUCAUUAGUCUGAAGUGCCAGCUAUCAGAACCAAAAUGGAGCUUCAUUAACAAUUAACAGCAUUAAAAUUGGUUUAUCAAAUUACAUCUUGAUGAUUAGAGAAACUAUGAAAUUAUAAAAAUUAAAGUUGAGAAGCAAAAGAACAAAAAGUCAAAAUGGCCUACAAGCAUUUCACUCUACUAGAUUCUCUUACAUGAGAGAGUUGAGUUGCCACCUCUAAUGGAACCUUUAGUCCUCUCUUCACCCAAACCACUGACACCCAGUAUAAAGAAAGUGCAGUCACCAUGGGUCACCCAUAAUUAUUUACAUUAUGCUUCCUACCUUCUGCUGCAAACCAUCCAUUGUCAGAUACCUCUGUCUGCCUGUCCACUGGCUUCAUCCCUGUAGAAUCCCUGUGAGAUUAUUUUCCCUAAACGACCCUCUUCUCACUUAGCAACUCCUCACUGUCUGCAUGGUGUCACCUAUCACUGCCCCAAAUGGGGAGUGUGGUGAUCUGGUCUCAGACACAGUCCAUGAUUCUGAAUAUCACAGCCAAAUACAGCUUUCAGAACUUAAGAGUCUCUGUCUGGAAGGCAAAGCUUGAUCACAGUUCUUGAGUUACACAUUUCCACUGGGCUUCAGCUUGACUGACCCUGGGAUGCUGCCUGAAGUAGGGGCUUUGCCUGUGUCACGUUUACCCUCCAGUUGUUCUGUAGUAUACUUAGUGAAUCUACACAUCAGUCAGGGACUUGCUCAGCUUCUGGUGCAAUGAUUCCACCCACUUUAGUUGUAGUCUUCCCGACCACCUCCAUCUGUCAUUUCCCAUCUCCCUGUGUGCAACUGAUAGAAGAGGUGAAAGCCCCAAGGCCAGUUCUCAGAGUGCUCUGACCCGCUCUCUUCUCCCUCGCUGGGCAGUGCACCGUGUCUACUGCACUGGAGUACGUUUACUGCUCUCAGCAUGAACUGCUGCAUCCUAGUCCUUCCCCUGCUUUUUUCUAGGUUUCUGGAGGUAUUAAUUCUAUAUUCAUAGGAAAGCAGACAGCUUUGCAUUUCUGCUUUUGCAUUUGGAAGUGGUCAUUUCCUCUCCUCCAUCUAGGCCUUUCACUAUUUAAGGACUCAUGCUGACAAUGGUGAGAAAAAUGUUGAGUAACUCCAUGAGUCACGAAGUGGUCAGUAGCACCAUUGACAUUUCCUGGCAAGGGCCAUGUCCAUGUUCAAAAGUCUGUGGUACGGCAGUCUGGGAGGCAGGGUUCCUUCACCAUCUUUAAUCCUUCGUUGCUUUCAGUAGAAAUCACACAGAUAAAAUAACAUCUGUGCUCCUUCACACACACAGCCUCUGGGGCCCUCUCCCUUUCCCUACCACAAGGAAUGGAGGAGCCUGCACUACCGCCAGGUGGAACAUACCAUGCAUGAAGAUGGGAGGCCAAGCAAAUUACUCUGGACAGUGAAGUGGCAAGUUCCUGGUUUGUGGACGUGCUCUCUGUCAGGCUGAGCAAUGCUGACCCCUCAGAAUGCAGCACCUCACCCCAUGUUACAGAAGAGGAUAUUCUAUAUCAUGGUAGAACUCAGUGGGCUCUGGCUUGCAACGUACUUGGAAGCUUCCAGCAGCUUCAAAGUCCAAGUAAUCUAAAUUCAGUCUUCAUCUAAUAAAGGCCACCUUUGUGGGCCAGCAUCUCCUGCUAGAUGACCAGCAACUCAGACUUUCUCCCAUAUUAAGCUGCACGCGAAGCACUGUUCCAAGAGGUUUCUUGGGAUUGUCUGUGUCCCAUGUCCACAGAAGUUCAUCUGCAGCUUCACAUGGCUGACACCCUGAGAUUCCAGAGUAAAUCUGAAAAAGUCACGUUCACUGCUACAGAUGUCUGCCUUCAGCCCUAUCCAUGUGAUGUGCCAGGUCUUAACUACCACCCCCUUACCUUGAAUCCCCAAGAAGCACGUUUCUAAGCUGAGUUGGUUGGUUAUUUGUAAUCAAUGCAUGAGAACUACCACUACUUGGUAUGUGCCUACAGUUGAGCCAGGGCCAAGGCCUGCACCCAGCUCAAGAGUCUCCUUCAUCUCAGCCACAGCUUCAGGAACUAUGCUCCAGCGCCUAAGUGCAGCCUGCAGCC
Molecule: messenger RNA, 4233 nt
Organism: Saimiri boliviensis boliviensis (Bolivian squirrel monkey)
Lineage: Eukaryota; Metazoa; Chordata; Mammalia; Primates; Cebidae
Gene: ZNF454
Product: zinc finger protein 454
Biological process (GO): regulation of transcription by RNA polymerase II
Molecular function (GO): RNA polymerase II cis-regulatory region sequence-specific DNA binding; DNA-binding transcription factor activity
Source: RefSeq, a predicted model, not a curated record